AUGGGAGAGGAGGUUAAUAGUCCUGCAUCUGUGCAUCCCUCUCAAAAGGAAGUGGAUGACACUGCUGACAAUUCUAGAACUAUUAAAAGGUCACUUUUGGAUGAGUUUUCAUCAUCCAAAAGUGAUUUUCACACAAGGAUGAUCAGGGAACAAGAUAUUAGAAUGAAGACAUCUGUUACAAAUUUUGAUAUAGCGAUUGAUGAUGUAAGGCAGAACUCCGAUAUUGGAACAUCCUCUGGUGAAGCACAUGAUGAGUAUUGUGAUUUGGGUGAUGCAACCAAUAUUUGCGUCCAUUGUGGGGCGUUGUUUUGGUUCGAAGAAAGGAAGAAAAAUUAUUCCACUAAAGGUUCACCGAUGUUUUCGUUGUGCUGCAACAAUGGGAAGAUUAAGUUGCCGGCGAAUACGUUGCCAUCAAAAGGUAUAUUUGAUCUAUUUUUCGGCAAUGACGAAUUAUCAAAAAAAUUUCUCCAGAACAUCAGAACCUACAACAACAUGUUCUGCUUCACAUCAAUGGGCGGUAAAAUAGACACGAGCGUGAACAAGGGAGGCGCACCACUUGUUUUCCGAUUAAGUGGACAAAACUAUCACCUAAUGGGCAGUCUCCUUCCAGAAGAAGGCAAAGCACCGCAUUUUGCCCAGUUGUACAUAUACGACACGGCAAAUGAAAAGAACAACCGUGUAAAUGCUGUGAGAUGCAAGGACAUACAAUCUGCCGCAAGUGUCCGAAGUAGCAUUGGAGAUCUGGAUACUAGUAUUGGUGAGCGUGAUAUUGUGGUUCAAGCUAAGGGUGGGCAAUUGCAGAGAAUCAUUGAAUUAAAUCCUUCAUACCUGCCACUGCAAUACCAACUGUUGUUUCCAUAUGGUGAAGAUGAUUAUCGGGAAGACAUUGCAUUCUCGAACGUACUCGGCAACCGUUUCGCUGGUGGUAGACAGAGGAUUAGCCCCAGGGAGUUUUUUUGCUAUCGCAUUCAGACUAGAGAUUCAACUCCGAGUACCAUUCUAUUUGCAAAGCGGUUGUUCCAACAGUUCGUUGUCGAUGGAUACACAAUGGUUGAGUCAGGAAGACUCAUUUAUAUUAGGACACACCAAAAAAGCCUAAGGUGUGAAACAUACAGUGGGUUGACUGACGCUUUAACAAGGGGUGAAGUCAACCCCGCAGCACAAGGUCGAAGAAUAAUACUACCUUCAAGUUUUACAGGCGAUGCUCGAUACAUGAUACAAAACUACCAGGAUGCCAUGUUGGAUUCCUUGAUAGCUGAUUGUCGAAAGAAUAAACUUUUUGGCUCUGUGGCGGGAGUUAUAUAUACAAUUGAAUUCCAAAAGCGAGGUCUUCCGCAUGCUCAUAUAUUUCUUUUUUUGGAGAAAAAUAAAGAAGUUAGUCAAGUGGUUACUCUAGACAAAAUAUUUUCUGCAGAGAUACCAGAUGAAAAGACAGAUGUAGAAUAUUACAAAGCGGUAGAGGAAUUUAUGAUGCAUGGUCCAUGUGGAAAAGCAAGGAGCAAUUCUCCAUGUAUGGUAAAUGCACGAUGCUCAAAACAUUUUCCUAAGAGAUUUGUUGAGAGUUCUACAUUUGAUGACGAUGGUUACCCGGUAUAUAGAAGGAGAGACAAUGGCAGUAUAGUUACAAAGAACGGGAUCGCGUUGGACAACAGGUACAUAUCCCCAUGUGAAGCGGUCUGGAGUUUGUUUGGUUUUGAUAUACAGCUUAGGGCUCCUUCAGUGGAAAGGUUAAGCUUUCACCUUCCUAAUCAACAGAGUGUGGUAUUUGCAGAUGAUGAUCCUGUUGAGAACAUUGUUAAUAGACCCACUAUAGCACAGAUCAUGUUCUUGGAAUGGUUUGAGGCGAAUAAGACAUUCCCAGAUGCAAGAGAGCUUACUUAUGUUGAGAUGCCAACGAGAUUUGUUUGGAAGAAAGACCUUAGAAAAUGGCAGCCACGGAAAAAAAGGUUCUCAAUCGGAAGGAUAUUCUAUGUCCCGCCAGCUACUGGAGAAAUCUUUUAUUUGAGGUGUUUGUUGAAUAAAAUACGUGGCCCUACAAGUUAUGCAGAUAUCAGGACUGUAAAUGGUGUCCACUAUGUCUCAUUUCGAGAUGCGUGUUAUGCAAGAGGUUUAGUUGAUGAUGAUAACGAAUAUGUUGAUGCAAUAGAUGAAGCCAGUCAUUGGGCGUCAGCAGAUCAAUUGAGGAGAUUAUUUGUUACAUUGCUAAUGAGCAGUUGCAUGGAUUUUGUGUUGACCGAAUCUCACAAGAUGAACUUUGCUUUAGUGGAGAUUGAAAAACUAUUAUCUAUUCAUGGUAAGAGUUUGAAGGACUAUCCUGAAAUGCCUACGGCAAAUUUUGCGGCCUUAAACGUUAUAUCAAACAGGUUAAUACAAGAAGAAUUAGCAUAUGACUGUAUGGAACAGGAGAAAGAGAACCAGGAAUUGGUAAGGCAAUUAACCGAAGAGCAAAAGGUCAUAUACAAUGAGGUGUUAACCGAUAUUGAUCGCCAAACUGGCGGGUUAUUCUUCGUUUAUGGUUAUGGAGGGACUGGUAAGACGUUUUUGUGGCGAGCAUUGUCCUCCGCGUUAAGAACUGCACAUUCUCGGUUUGCCAUACCGAUAUCUAUUAAUGAAGAUUCCACUUGCAACAUAAGUCACGGCAGUCAACUAGCAGAGCUUAUUGUGCAAAGCAAGUUGAUAAUAUGGGAUGAAGCUCCAAUGAUGCACAAAUUUUGUUUUGAAGCCCUAGACCGAACUAUGAGGGAUUUGUUGCGCUUCAAAAAUCCAAGGAGUUAUGAUAUGACAUUUGGUGGUAAAACAGUUGUUUUCGGUGGUGAUUUGAGGCAGAUUUUACCAGUAAUUCCGAAGAGUACCAGACAAGAUAUUGUCCGGGCAAGCAUUAGCUCCUCAUAUCUUUGGAAAUUCUGCAAAGUAUUUAGGCUAACUAAGAAUCUACGCCUGAGAAAUGUACAAUCACAAAUCGAGGGUAAAGAGAUCGAGGAGUUUGCAAAAUGGAUAGCUAAUAUAGGUAACGGAACUGUUGGUAAUCAACGUGAUGGUGAGUCAGAUAUUACAGUUCCAGAACAUUUAUUGCUGAGGUGCGAGGAUUACCCUAUUGCUACAAUUGUUGAUAGCACCUUCCCUAAUUUUAGACUAGGGAUUGGCGAUCUGUCAUAUCUUAAUGAUAGUGCAAUUUUGGCUCCAACACUGGAUGUGGUAGAUAGCAUUAACCAAUACAUGAAUGAUCAUAAUCCGGCAGAGGGUAAGACUUACUUGAGUUGUGAUUCUGUUUGUAAGUCAGAUUCAAAUGUUGACAUGUUAGCAGAUUUUCACACUCCCGAAUUCUUGAAUGGCCUGAGAUGUUCUGGAGUACCACAUCAUGCUUUGACAUUGAAAGUUGGGUCACCCGUUAUGCUCUUGAGAAAUAUUGAUCACACACUAGGACUAUGCAACGGUACAAGGUUGAUUGUUACUAGGUUAGCUGAUCACGUGUUGGAAGGCAAGAUCAUGUGCGGUACAAAUGCAGGAACACGACCUAAUACUCCCCUUCAAGCUGACGAGGGACAUGAGACCACGCCAAGAUUGAACUGUAGAUCACCAAAGCGAGUAAAAGAGAGCGGUUUGGUGAAGAUGUCUGCGAGCUGA
Ipomoea nil (Japanese morning glory) is the source of this 3624-nucleotide messenger RNA. RefSeq lists its product as uncharacterized. Bases 1 to 3624 code for a protein of 1207 amino acids. Gene Ontology annotation, molecular function: DNA helicase activity. The record is from RefSeq and is a predicted model, not a curated record. The transcript is spliced from 11 exons. NCBI's taxonomy places the organism in Eukaryota, Viridiplantae, Streptophyta, Magnoliopsida, Solanales, Convolvulaceae. Gene Ontology annotation, biological process: telomere maintenance; DNA repair.